This is a messenger RNA of Copidosoma floridanum, 8854 nucleotides long. It is a transcript of the gene Mical, whose product is annotated as Molecule interacting with CasL. Gene Ontology annotation, molecular function: protein binding. NCBI's taxonomy places the organism in Eukaryota, Metazoa, Arthropoda, Insecta, Hymenoptera, Encyrtidae. The record is from RefSeq and is a predicted model, not a curated record.
UGGCAGCCGUCGCAGAGUGCCAGUGUCGUCCAGGUCUCAGUCUUAAACAAAACAUAUUUUUUUACUCUCUCUCUCUCUUCUCCCUGGAACUUUUCUUCCUUUCCCCUUUCUUUGGCUGCAUCCGCGCCUCCGUCAUCUCUCUCGGGACCCGGGGAACGCGUGCCAAGACUAUGUGUAUGUGUGUACAUUUGUGUCUACGGUGACUGCUGCUGCUGCUCCUUUCUUCUCUCUACACCGUAUACCAACCCUAUGUACAUGCCGUCGACGAUUGUGUCACUCCGAGACUCCGUAUAUAUAUAUAACUACACCAGCAGCUGAAGGAGAGAAUGAACAACUUACACGCCGUGUCCGACACCUCCGCUUGCAUUUACGUUAAUUGCAUUGGUUGUCCUACAAAACAAAUUUGUAAUGCGACGAGGUGGGCAGCAGUAGCGGGGGCUAGGCCAAAGUGGGCCUAAACAAAAACGAAAGAGAACAAAUAAAAUCACCCUUCAACUGCCCUGACAACGGAGAGGACCGAGGGAGAGCGAAAAAUCGGAGGAAGGAAAAAAUGGACCGUAAGCAGAUGGUCUCGCCGGAGGUGGCAAUGGCCAGCGAGGUCUUUGACCAGUUCUGCAACGCGACGACCCUCAAGUCGAUCCUAGGGCACUUCCGGCACCUAUGCGACCUUUUAAAGAUCAAGCCCACGAAUUUCCAUCAGUUCUACCCGAAGCUCAAGUCGAAGCUACGCUCGUGGAAGGCCCAAGCUCUGUGGAAGAAGUUCGACCAACGAGCCAACCACAAGUGCUACAACCGAGGCAAGGCGUGUCUCAACACGAGGGUGCUGAUAAUAGGCGGUGGGCCGUGCGGCAUGCGCUCGGCGAUCGAGGCCCAGUUGCUGGGGGCCAAGGUCGUGGUGGUGGAGAAGCGGGACCGCAUGUCGCGCAACAACGUCCUCCACCUGUGGCCCUUCGUGAUAAACGACCUGCGCGCCUUGGGGGCGAAAAAGUUCUUCGGCAAGUUUUGCGCCGGCUCGAUCGACCACAUAAGCAUCCGGCAGUUGCAGUGCAUACUGCUCAAGGUCGGCCUGCUCCUUGGCGUCGAGUUUCACGAGAACGUCAGCUUCGAGGCUCUGGUGCCGCCACCCGAGAACCAGGAGGGAGGAAAAAUCGGCUGGCGUGCGAAAACGUGUCCAGCCGAGCACCCGGUGUCGCAGUACGAGUUCGACGUGCUCAUCGGCGCGGACGGCAAGCGCAACACCCUCGAGGGCUUCAAGCGCAAGGAGUUCCGGGGCAAGCUGGCCAUCGCCAUCACGGCCAACUUCAUAAACAAGCGCACCGAGGCCGAGGCGAGGGUCGAGGAGAUAAGCGGCGUCGCCUUCAUCUUCAACCAAAAGUUCUUCAAGGAAUUGUACUCGGAGACCGGCAUUGAUCUCGAGAACAUCGUCUACUACAAGGACGACACCCACUACUUUGUCAUGACCGCCAAGAAGCAUAGCCUCAUCGACAAGGGCGUCAUACUCCAGGAUCACGCGGACACGGCGAAGCUGCUGGCCAAGGAGAACGUGGACAGGGAUGCGUUAAUGCAGUAUGCGCGGGAGGCCGCUGAAUUCUCGACCGAGUACCAGAUGGUGGACAUGGAGUUUGCGGUGAACCACUACGGCCAGCCGGACGUGGCCAUGUUCGACUUUACCUCCAUGUACGCCGCGGAGAACGCCAGCCGCGUCAUCGAGAGACGUGGGCACCGCCUGCUCAUGAUCCUCGUGGGCGACAGUUUGCUCGAGCCGUUUUGGCCGACGGGUUCGGGCUGCGCUAGGGGCUUUUUGAGCUCCAUGGACGCGUGUUGGGCCAUCAAGGGCUGGGGCUGCUCGCUCACGCCCCUCGAGGUCAUAGCCGAGCGCGAGUCCAUUUACAGGCUGCUCGGACAGACGACGCCCGAGAACCUCAACAGGGACUACGCGGCUUACACACUGGACCCCCACACGAGGUAUCCGAACCUGAACGUGCGCUCCGUUAGUUCGAUCCAAGUGCGAAGUCAGCUCGACACGGACGAUCCGGAAACCUUCAAACUACUGCCCGUCCAGACUGCCAUAGAGUUGCCGAAGAAGCGCAGAAGAAGAGAUUCACAGGUACACCCGGACACGUUGUUGCACUGGCUGCAGCGUCAGGUGGCCCUGUACGAUGGCGUGCGUAUCCACGACAUGGGAGCGUCCUUCAAGAGCGGCUUGGCCAUCGCGGCUAUCAUACACCGGUACAGGCCCGAUCUCAUCGACUUCCAUACCCUCAAGAAGGACGACCCCGUUGCCAACAACCAGCUUGCCUUUGAUAUCCUUGAGAAGGAACUCGCCAUUCCUCCGAUAAUGACGGGGGAGGAGAUGGUGCAGUGCGACGUGCCGGACAAGCUCACGAUGUUUUCGUAUCUGACGCAGAUUUACGAGGCGUUUCGUGGAGAAAUACCACAUAUUAAACACCCGAAAUUGGAACCAGAGACUGAGGAUAGGCCUACGCUUUCACAAAAGCUGAAAGUGAUUUCACCGGAGAAGCAGGCCCAGCUGCUCGGUCGCAUUACCAACAAGCAGGAGGGUAUCGUGGCACCGGCUCGCAGUCGGAGGUCGCGCCACGUCAACGAGAACCUGCCCUUCGUCGGCGACAACAACAAAAAGACGGACACGAUGCGCCGGCACGCGCGCAAGCGUCGAAGCAACGAGAAGAUGGGAGCCACCGUGGAGGAGCGCAUGCAGCGUCUGCAGGACAUAGAGAAAAAUCGGCUGGAGCGCAUGUUGCGCCGUCAAUACCAGCGCAAACGAGCCACGGAGCAAUUCUACAAGAGCAUGCAGAUGCUGCAGGCUAACGCGAAGCGCGACAAGGACGAGCCGUUCGAGGACUACUCGAUAUUCCUGUAUAGGCAGACGGCCCCCGACUUCAAGGACCGCGUCAAAGACCUUGAGCAGAAAAUCCUAUACCCCGAUCGCGAAUCGAAGAUCCACGCGGGCCAGCACAGAAACAGCGUGGACGAGGGCUUUUCCGGCAGGAUAAAGAACAUCGAGGAGAAGCUGAAGGGCACGACAGCCACGGACAAGAAGCCCAAGGACCUGCUGCGAGCGAUCGGUAAAAUCGAAAAGACGGACUGGAACGUGAAGGAGAUCGAGAAGAAAAUCGAGGAGAACAAGAUGGGCCGGGCCGUGCGUCACGACAAGGUCGAGCGGGUGCCAAAGUGGAGUCGCGAGCAGUUCCUGGCACGGCAGACGAAAAUGGAGAAGAAGGGCCACGAGCCGUCCGAGCCGGACAGCAAGUACGCGGAGAUCGACAGCACGCUCAAGAACUACGGGAAGAUCAAGGAGGGCAGUUUGCUCGGGCACAACAAGGUCUCGGCCAUGGCCGAGCAGUUUGCGAGUAAGAACCAGGAGGCCGCGGCCUCGGCCGACCAACCCAAGGUCCAAAGAUCGAACUCGAAAGUGGCGCUGGCUCUUCCGGCCCAGGGUGGCUCGGACACCUGUCACUUUUGCGAGAAGCGCGUCUACGUCAUGGAAAGGCUCACCGCCGAGGGCAAGUCCUUCCACCGCGGCUGCUUCCGCUGCGAGUACUGCUCCACGUCGCUGCGAAUCGGAAACCACACGUUCGACCGGGACAAGAAUGGGGGCCGGUUCUACUGCACCCAGCACUUUGGCCUGCCCGGCACCAUGCAGACGAGAAUAGAGAGGAAGAACAAGACCCAUCCGCCGAGCAAAGACAACGCGCCGCAAGCGCCGAUCAAGUCGCCGGACAAGAACAAGCUGUCGGUGGAGGGUAUCUCGGGUUUGGAUCUGCUCGAUCGCGGUCAGACGCCGGAGAGGAUCGAGUUCGAGAAUCUCGCGGGUGAGUCCGACGCGGACGAGGCGCAGAGCAUCAUGGACGAGGACGAGUGGACCGACCGGAACUUUGGGCCCUCCGCGGCUGAGAUGGGCUCGAGCGACGAUAUCUCCGACAUGAGCGAUUCGGAUGACGACAACGAGGUCUUCGAGGAGGCUAUCGAUCAGCCCCUGACGACUGAGGGUACGCUCGAGUUGGCAAAAAAUUGGACCCUCCGUUACUCGCAUCCGCAUCCGGCGACGGCAAACUCCGACACGGGCAGCAACGAGUACGAGGACUCGAGCGACGAUUACACGAGCACUGAGGAGGACAGCCAAACAGCGACGGAGGAUGAGGAGGACGUGCGCGCCCGCGAGCUGCGCAAGCAGGAGGUCUGGCUCCCGGAGCCCACGCACAUCUCCGACACCGAGACCGGCUCCGAGACCGAGAUCGCCUCGGACGACUCGGACGACGACUCGGAGGGCAACGAGUGCGAGAACUCGGCGACCGAGAUCUCGACCGACUCGGAAUUCGAGCACGACGGCGCGACGCCCACGCAGCACGAGAUACCCAAGAUCGCGAUAAACGACGCUUACGUCCGCAAAACCCGGGGCGACUACGUAGAGCCGAAGAAGGUCCAAGUCAAGAGCCGCGUCAUCACCGCCGUGAACGGCGACAACAUGAACGCCCUGAACGAGUCUAGCCCACCAAAGUCUCGGGACGCGACAACGACGACGAACGAUUCCAAGACCGUGACGGGUAGUUCGCGGCAGCAGUUGACGUCCCUGGUGAAUCCCCGGAAGGGCGAUUACCUGCUGAACCGGACCCCGUCGACCGAAGGUAUAGCCUCGCGGCUGUCGCUCGAGCUGAAGAAGCGCUACCUGCUCGGCGGCGCCGGUCUCGGGGGCACGGUGGUCAAGUCGGGCUCGACCUCGAGCGUGGACACGAAGCUGGUGCGCAACCUCAACGACGCCAUAUCGGCGAGCCAGAAGCUCCUCAACCCAGCACCCGAGCCCAGUCCCUCGAUGCAGGCCUUUUUGCAGGGCACGAGCAAGCUCAAGCUCUCGGGGCAGCAGCCCCUGUCGCCCCUGUCGCCUUCGGUGCUGUACGGGAACUCCGCGUCCUCGCCAACCGUCCGGGCUUUUAAUUUCAACGCCAAGGGUAACGCCGAUGCCACUGCCGACAAAAACGCGAAAAACGUCCAGCUGCCGGAUCUCGUGAAGGAGGUGGACGGCAAGCCCGCCAGCCCGGUGAUCCUCGAGCCGUCCAAGUCAGCGGCGAUCGACGAAGAGAAGCAACCGUCCCCGACGAGCGAGUCCAAGGAAGUGAUGUCCGGGACCCCCACACCACUAGUUGAGACCAAAAAUAUCGAGGACGCGGUCACGACGACCACGCGGCAGCUCAGCAAUGGCGACAACAGCAACCCCCUCGACGAGGGCGAGUCGAGGCCCAGGAGUCCCCUACACGAGACGUCGAUCAUCGUGCCUCAGGUCGACUGGGAGAAGAACAAGAAGGACAUAGAGGAGGAGGACGACGACGACAGUGACACUAGCAGCAGUAGCGACGACUCGGACGAAAUCGAUAGCGACUCGCUGUCGUCGAGCGAAGCCGAGGACGCGAUAAUGCCAAAGCUCCCGUCCAACUUGUCACCACCGAGGCUGCAGAUCCACAGCACCGAUGGCUACCUACUGCUCGACGAGGAAGCAGACAGAACUCCCGAUGGCGACGGAGCGAACUUCGAGCCGGACUCGAUCGAGUGCUCCUACCUCCUGGAAGAGAGCCCCCGGGAACCCGUCGAGCAGCCCACCGCCAAGCCCCCCUGCACGAUCGUCGACGCAGUCAACAGUAGCCUCAAGUCCCUGAAACUUCAGCCGGAGCUCGAGCCGAGCAGGAAGAACAGCCCCAGCGGGCCCAGCAGUCCCGUAUCCGUGGCCUCGCGAGCCUCCAGCAGGAACGACAACGACUCGGAGGACAACGACGUGACGACGGCUGCGUACACCGAGACCGAGUUCUCCGAGUGGGCCCGGGACGGCGACAACCUCGUGUCCGAAGACCUCCGCGACGUCGAGUACGACAUGAACCCGGAGUGCCGGGGCAGCAAGAGGCCAUCGAUGGAACGGACGACGGCGCGCAUAGCCAAUGGCGAGGAUCUCACGGACAUCGAGCUCGACUACUCGCAGGAGGAGAUGCUCGCCGCCGAGGCCAACAACCAGCAGCCGAGCACGAUAGCCUCGAAGAUGCUGGCCAACGGUGAGGAGGACAUUGGCUUCAUGGACACGGACAACGAGAGCAUGCUCGAGGAGGACAGUCUGAGGGACUUGUCGCGACCGCCCCGCAACCGCGGCUACAUCGAGUUUGUCAAUUUCAAGGCAGCCGGGCCCCUACUGCUGCCACCGAUCGGCAGCAACUCCGCGGUAGCCCCCAUCGCCAGCACCGAGUUCGAGGAGUCGUCCGACGCGCAGACGCCCUGCUGCGAGGACAACGUCAUCGAGUUCGAUCCCGUGACGAUGGACGACGUACGCGAGCGACUGAGGCUCAACGGCCUGGUACCGCACUGCCAGAUCAAGGUGACCGGGACGCAGGAGGACGAGGACCUCGGCCACGGCAAGGAGCUGAUGAGCAUGUCGAUGGACGAGGACAGUCUGUUGAUGGUCGAGCCCCACGAGGACACCACUACGAGCGAAGUCGUAACUGUGCUCGCGAGCCCGAUGAACCCCCGUGGGGGAUUAGCGAUCGGCUCGGCCGAGGACACCACCAGCGAGGCCACAAAGACACCCGAGCCCGCUGCCACUACAGCUCUUCCUCCUACGGGUGCUGCGCCAAAGACGCCGGAGGAUACAAACAACGCGGACUACCUCGAGUACGUGAAGAAGCUGCAGUCGCGGAUAGCCGAGUUCAGCGCAAAGGACGCAACGGACGUGCGCAAGCCUCGGCGUCGGGCUUCCAAGCCUCUGGGGCACCAGGGCUCGCGCAGCUCCACCGAGUCCCUCGGGAUGGUACCUUUGGAAGACCAGCAGCAGCAGCAACAGGCAAAGACUCCGGAAAGGGAGAAGUGCGAGGUACUACCCGCGAGCUUGAACAACGGGUUCAACUCGCCAGCCACGUCCCGCAAGCUCGAGGAGAUAACGCGCGAGCGUAGCAAGCAAAAGUCGUUGAUCCAGGACCUGCUGAUGGACAAGCUGGAGGCGCAGAAGCAAAAGUCCGCGGAAAAGCGAGCGAAGCGCGCGGCGAGGACAGCCUCGUUCACUAACCUGCCGCCCAACAGUCCGUCCGUCAGGGGCUGUCCUGCACCGUUCCUGAACGCGACGCGCGACGGACCGUCCUCGCCGACGAUCGGCAGCCCCACCGCGAUGACCGUCUACCGCGCGACCGUGUUCAACAACACCGACGACGACAACAACCAGAACGACGAGUCGGUGUUCAGGACCCCCGUAGCCCCGCCGAGGUUGAAGCACGAGGAGGCGCGCAAGACCGCGGAGAAGGCGCGCCAAGAUGCGAGGGCCCGGGCGAGGCUCAAGAGCGACGAGGACCUUGGACUGAGUCCCGAAGAUCGACUCAGGGAGCUGAGGAUCAAGGUGGCCCGCAGACAGCUCAAGUCCGAGACGGACGAAGAGCCUGUCACCGGUAGCCAGGGCAGCAGUGCCAAGUCGGCGGCCAACAGGUACAGCUUUGGUCUGUACGGCAAGUACACGUCGACGCCCAUUGGCAGGCACCACCAGCUGCAGACGAGCAAGAGCACGGACAACGUGAAGGCGAUGGCGAGGCGAGGCCAGGAGACGACGGCCAAGAGUUUGGACGAGCUGCUGUCGGCCGAGUCCCCAACGAGGGACGAGGACGGGUUGGUGGUUAAGCGCGACAAGUCCAAAAAAUCGUCCAAGGAUCCGGAGAGACGCAAGAGCAUCAUCCAGGCAGUGUCGGACUUUUUCAAGCGAAAGGACUCGCUGUCGCCGCCGAAAGACCACGGCAAGCUCUCUAUGUUCCGGCUAACUCCCAAGUCUAAGGAGAAGGGAAAGUUGUUUAAAUCGUAUUCGGAUGGGUCAGAUCUCGACAAGGCCAACAACGCACAGCUCGACAAGAGGCCCAAGAGCGUGUGCGAGGGUAUGCUCGGUAGUUUCUUCAUCGAGAGUCCACCGCCGGUGCCACCACCGCCCAUCAACUACACGAUGCCCGCCCACGUUUCCGACGACAGCUUGUCGGACGAGGACUCGAAAACCCAAGCGCUGUCGAUCUCUCAGCUGAACAGAGUGUCCAGCACGGCCGAGGGCUCGACGAAUAGCAUCCCGCGGAGAGUAAGAACGGCGAAGCGCGUGGCAAGACAAGCGCAGCUGAAGAGGCUCAGGAUGGCCCAGGAGAUUCAGAGGAAACUCGAGGAGACGGAGGUGAAGCAGCGGGAGCUCGAGAGUCGGGGGGUCAGCGUCGAAAAGGCUCUGAGAGGAGAAGGAGAGUGUUCCGAUCGGGAAGAGGCCGAUCUGUUGCGCGAGUGGUUCGAUUUGAUGCGGGAGAGGACGGAGCUUCGUAGGUACGAGAAGGAACUGUUGGUACGCGCCCAGGAGGUGCAGCUCGAAGAUCGGCACGAUCGGUUGCAGCAAGAGCUGCGCGAGAGACUAGCUGACGACGAUGAGAAGAAAACUAGCGCCGACGUGCAAAAGGAGGGAGAGAUCCUUACGGAAAUGUUAGAGAUUGUGGCUAAACGGGACUCUCUGAUAGCUCUCCUGGAGGAGGAGCGACAAAGAUAUCAAGACGAGGACAAAGACAUUGAGGCUCAAAUGCUGUCUAAGGGCCUGAGGUUGACGCCUGUGAACAAACGCGGCCCAAAGUAUUCCGUCUAGUAUACCAAGCAGUAUUGGCCAACAAGAUUAGCGCGACUUCGCUGCUGCGACUUUACGAGCCUGAAUAAUUAUCAUAAUUAACAAAAGAGAGACUGCAAGUGAGAAGAAAAACAUAUGCAAUACGCAACUCAUCCUUUUGGCGAGCUUUUUUAUUUCAAUUAUUGUUUUUUCGUCCAAGAGAAAAAAAGGAGGAUGGUUUUGCGCGUAGUAAUUUUUUUU